This is a messenger RNA of Adineta ricciae, 399 nucleotides long. NCBI's taxonomy places the organism in Eukaryota, Metazoa, Rotifera, Eurotatoria, Adinetida, Adinetidae. The record is from the annotation of a GenBank genome assembly.
AUGUCUUCUUCCAAAGAAACAAAUAUUUUUCUAAAUGGUGCAACUGGUUACAUCGGAGGUUCGAUUUUAACUGCUCUUCUUAAUCAUUCGAAUGCUUCGAAUUUUCAAAUAACUGCACUUAUUCGUGGUGCUGAAAGUAGAAUAAAGAAACUCGAAUUACUUGGUGGUGUUAUUGCUCUUGUUGGAUCAAACGAUUCACAUGAUCUAAUCGAGAAAGCAGCAAGUCAAGCAGAUGUUGUGUUCCAUACAGCGAAUUCAUCAGAUGAUCUUCCUUCAACAAAAUCAAUUCUCUCAGGUUUAAAUCAACGAACUGAAAACAAAAGGUCAACAGCUGAACGUCUAGUCGUUCGUCGGCCUCCCUCCGGUCGACCACUCACGGCUAGCCGUCCCUGUGUUUAA